UGGAAAAAAAUAGUAUUUUACGUGACGAUUUGUCACCAGUCGGGUUUUAUUUUUUUUGCGAUUAUUUAUUUUUUUUGUGACGCUGUUUAUUCCUCCGUCGCAAAAAAAUUUCCUUUUGCUUCCCGUGCCCUUCAUCUUUGCCUUGUCUUCCAUACCCUUUCAGUAUCCUCUUCUCAGAUCAACCAAAAAAAAGAAAAAAACUGUUUGCCUUCUCCCAGUCUCUUUCCAUCUCGGAGCCCCAACAGCUCCAGCCUGGGAAGAGUUCCAGUCUGUCUGUAGCGGCGGCGGCGAGAACAUAACAAACCCUUUGGCAUCCAGGUAUCUCUCCUCUGCUCUUCUCUCCUCUUUUUUUCUUCUUUUGCCUUCAUUGGAAUCAAACCCUCUUCAUUGGAACCCUAGAAAGUGGUGCAGAGAUUGGAGAUUGAGAGAGAGAGGAUUGGAAUUGUAGUUUAAAAUCUAUAUAAAACUUAAUAUUUGCAUAUUUAUGGCUUAAAUUUUAAGUACUGAGAGAUGAGCAUUAUCUAUUUCAAUACUUAAUUGAAUGUUCUUCUUACAAGAUGAUACACUUAUUCCUUUCAUACGUGCUUCCUAUAAUGAGUAUGACGUUGAGCUUCUUGUUGCUGCUUGCAAUCCAAGAUUUGGUGAUUACCAAUGGUAUUUCUCAUUUAUGGAAAUAUGUGAAUUGAAGUUUUGAGUUUGUCACCUGUAAAAUUUCUCAGGCUUUUAUAGCAAUGGAAACUCUUGUAUACUCUUUUUUGAAUUGUUAAAUUGUUGAUUUCUUUUGAGGCAGCAACAAUGCCAUGAGCUUAUGGACAAAAAUAAGAGGCAAAAUUGGUAAUGGGAAGAGGACUUUUCUCUGGUUUGACCAUUGACAUCCUUUGGGGCCUCUUCAUAGAAAGUUUGGGGAUAGGGUUAUAUAUGACUCUGGUAUUUAGGCUUAGGCUAAGGUUGAGUCUAUUGUCAAUGGUUUUACUUGGAGGUGGCCUAGUUGCCAGACCUGGGAGUUAGAUGACAUCAAGAGUAGUACACCUGAGCAUUUGAGACCUAGUUUGAGUGAGGACUUGAUUGUUUGGCAACCUUUUGCUAAUGGUGUAUUCUCUAUAAAGUCAGCUUGGAAUGAAUGGAGGCCUAAGGGUCCCAAGGUUAAUUGGUCUACUCUGCUGUGGUUAAGUGUCAUAUUCCCAGAGUUAGCACUGUGAGUUGGCUUGCUUUCCAGAAUAUACUUAGCACCUUGGAUAGGAUGAUUAUGUUUGGUAUUAGUGUAUCUGCUACAUGUGUGUUGUGUGAGGAGCAAAAUAAGGACCACAAUCACCUAUUUUUUGGCUGCUUUUUCUCUCAAAGAAUUUGGCAGUCUUUGCAGGUGAAAUGCAAUAUGCAGUGGCCUCAUCUUCUUUUGAGCAACUUAAUUGAUUGGUUUUCUACUCAUACACGUGGUAAGUCUUUGUCCACUACCAUUUACAAACUUGUGCUUACCUGCUCCAUCUAUUGUAUUUGGCAUGAAAGAAAUUGCACAAUUUUCCAAUCAAAAAAGUCUAAUGAGAACUCUGUGCUGAGUAGGAUUAAAAAUCUGAUCAGACAUAGAUUGUUGUCUGCGAGCAAGUUUAAAGCUGAUCAGGCUAAUGAUUGGCAUAUAAAGGAGUGGUCACUUUCCCCUUCUAUUGUUCAAUCAAAUGGCUAAUGUUCUGUUUACAAGUACACUGAAGCUAGCUAAUGUUUUUUUUUUUUUUUUUGUUGGAUUCGUUAGCUAACUGUGGCAGGUUUGGCCGGUCUAAAAUAGGUUAGUGAGUGACAUAGUGAGUUUCUUUGAGGGUUGAGUAUGUGAGCCCUCAAAUUUCUUUCUGCAGGUCCUAAGCUGGCUCUUUGUUAGGGAUGUGUGUUGAGUGUUAGUGAGCUAAAAGUUAGGGGAGCUUGUGUGUUUACUCUAUAUUGAGGGUUGAGUGAUAUGAGUUUGCAUAUUUGUUAUCUUUGUUUGCAGCAGGGUAGUCUGCUGAGAGUUGGUGGGCUGAGUGACAGAGCUUACUUUUGAGUGGUUGUUGAAUAUUCCACUGUGGUGUUGAUCUCUUGGCGUUUCAGGAUCUCUUCAUGGAGGUAGUUGGCAAGUCAUCCAUUUCUGUGGAAUUCUUUAAGUUGCUAUAGCUGGGUGCUCAUUUUUAUGUCUCUGGCUACCCUUCAUGGCUCUUAGUGGCGCUGCUGCUGUCAGUGUGUUGUUCAGAGUUUCUUGUUGUGGUGCAUGGUGAGAGUCUUCUGUAGUGGUGCAUGGCAGUGUGCCUGCGGUCUGUGUUGUUGUUCCUGUGGCUGUCUCUUGUUGCUGGUAUUCAAGCUGGUUCUCUUUGUUUGCUGCAGUGCUGGGUUUGGUAGCUUUCUGAUUCAGUGAGCUGCUGUUAUGGUAGUAUGCUGCAACUGGUUUGGCAGAUCUUGGUUUGCUCAGGUAGUUGCAGCUGCUUCAAAGGGCUGCUGAUUCCAGUCUCUACGUUUCCAGAAUAUGCUACCUUGUGUGGCUGUUAUGCUGCGUUUGCUGUUUUCUGGUUUUUUCUGUUUGGGUUCUGCUCUCUCUUGUGGGCUGUACCUGGUGUCUUUAUUUUUAUGGGUUAUAGUCUGGUUUAUUUUUUAUUUUUUCUCUUUCUGUUCUUUUGGUCGUUAUGUUUGAUCUUUUUUGUGGUGGUCGUUUAGGUUUUGGUUUUAGCAGUUUGUUGGUAGUUUGUUUUUUUUGCUCUGCUGGGUGUUUUGUCUGUUUCUAUUAGGGCCUGGGGAAUUCCCCUUGUAUUUGUGUAAUCUUUUGUCUUUUAUUUUGUGACUUAUUCACCCAAAAAAAUGGAUAGGAAAGGUAUUGAUAAUUUUUUAUAGCAAUGGAUAGCAAUAUAAAAUCAUGGGCUAUCUUGGUUUGGUGUGAAAAUCUUGUUUACUAAAAUACAUUGUUGCCACUGCAUAGCAGCCAAGAGAUGCUAAUAAACGGUAUUGAAACAUGGUCGCCGAAACUUACAGUCAAACGGGCAGUGGUUGACUUUCCUCACCCAACAUUGCUAAAGAAAUGCAUGUCGGCCACUUGCGAUCUACAAUUAUUGAAGACACUCUAGCCUGCAUGCUAGAGUUUUCAAAUGUUGAGGUUUUUCGGAGAUACCAUGUUGGUGACUGGGGUACACAGUUUGGUAUGCUAAUUGAAUUUCUGUUCGAAAAAUUUCCAAACGUGGUGGUUGUCAAUGAUCAAGCUAUCGGAGAUCUCAAGGCAUUCUAUAAGGCAUCAAAGCAAAGAUUUGACAGUGAUCUUGAAUUCAAGGAGAGGGCACAACAAGCGGUGGUCAGUCUCCGGGGUGGGGAAGAGAAGUAUUGGAAGGCAUGGGUACAAAUCUGUGAAAUCAACCGAAGGGGAUAUCAAAGAGUUUAUCAACGUCUAGGAAUUAAGAUAGAGGAGAAGGAUCUACCAUAUUACAAAAUCGUGGGACUUACCAUGACACAUGGGAAACACAUAGGAGUUCACGUAUACCAAUAGUCCAAUUGGCGGAGGGACUUCUUAUCAGUGAUGAUCCAUUGUGUGAAAUUGAUGGAGUUCCAAUUGGCCUUGAAUAUUGCACUGUCUUUGUCUUAAAAGCGAAAAAGCCGAACGCUCUUUUGGAAACAAUAUCCCGAGGUCUAAGAAUAGUUGGAGAAGCUGUUGGAAGAUACAUUGUGUGGCGCUUGAUUCAUGUAUAUGUUACAUUUUUUUUUUGUAUUUAUUUAUUUAUUGAAAUAAAUAUAAAAUGUUUUACAUUUUCUGUAAGCUUGAAAUUAAUCAUAUUGUAAAUGUUUUUUUUUUUUUUGGUUUUCUUU
Molecule: messenger RNA, 3804 nt
Organism: Camellia sinensis
Lineage: Eukaryota; Viridiplantae; Streptophyta; Magnoliopsida; Ericales; Theaceae
Source: RefSeq, a predicted model, not a curated record